This is a messenger RNA of Neltuma alba, 1782 nucleotides long. Its product is annotated as TBC1 domain family member 13. The coding region runs from base 149 to 1498 and encodes 449 amino acids. The transcript has 9 exons. Gene Ontology annotation, molecular function: GTPase activator activity. Gene Ontology annotation, biological process: activation of GTPase activity; intracellular protein transport. Lineage: Eukaryota; Viridiplantae; Streptophyta; Magnoliopsida; Fabales; Fabaceae. The record is from RefSeq and is a predicted model, not a curated record.
AACAUGCCAUCUGGAGCUGAUGGUGUCAGUUUCCUCAAUCUCUCGUCGACUCGUCCCUCUUUCGUUCUCAAUAUCAUAUGCUAGCAAAAGCUUGAAAUCGGGAAAACCCUAGAAAUUAUAGAUUUCAAGAAAUCUGUGUACGCUCAAAAUGGUGAAGAAGCGGGUCCCCGAUUGGCUUAACAGUUCUCUCUGGUCCUCCACACCUUCCUCUGACGACCACCGUGAUCUCCGCCACUCUACCACCACAUCGACCACCACCUACGCCAAUGAAGAACGAGAGAGCUCUACGGCGGACCCACCUUUGCCUGCACCUUCUCCUCCCUCACCACCUAUCAGAGAAGAUCCCCCACAGCCGCAGAUAAUCAAAGAUUCAAGAGCCAAUCUUGUCGCAAAUGAUCACAAUGGCACUUCUUCUAUUCCUUCUACAGAUGACAUCUCUCGCCAGGCUCAAUUGCUGGCCGAGCUAUCGAGAAAGGUGAUAGAUAUGAGGGAGCUGCGAAGAAUUGCAUGUCAAGGUAUCCCUGAUGGUGCUGGGAUACGUUCUACUGUAUGGAAGCUUUUGCUUGGAUAUCUUCCACCGGAUCGAGGUCUUUGGUCAUCUGAAUUAGCUAAGAAGAGGUCUCAAUAUAAGCAUUUCAAAGAGGAGGUCCUGACGAAUCCUUCAGAAAUUACGAGGAGGAUGUACAGCUCUACAAGUGACACUUCUGAUGCAAAAUGUGGGAGUCGAGGCUUGCUCUCUAGAUCUGAAGUCACUCACGGGGAACAUCCCUUGAGUCUUGGAAAGACUAGCAUAUGGAAUCAGUUCUUCCAGGACACAGAGAUAAUAGAUCAAAUUGAUCGAGAUGUAAAGCGCACUCAUCCAGAUAUGAAUUUUUUUUCUGGUGACUCGCAGUUUGCAAAAUCAAAUCAGGAGGCUUUGAAGAACAUAUUGAUUAUUUUUGCGAAGUUAAAUCCAGGUGUAAGAUAUGUUCAAGGGAUGAAUGAGAUAUUGGCUCCUCUGUUCUAUGUGUUUAAAAAUGAUUCUGAUGAAGAAAAUACAGCCUUUGUUGAAGCAGACACAUUCUUUUGUUUUGUUGAGCUAUUAAGUGGGUUCCGAGAUAAUUUUUGUCAACAACUAGACAACAGUGUUGUGGGAAUCCGUUCCACUAUUGCUCGAUUAUCACAGCUCUUGCGACAACAUGACGAAGAGCUGUGGCGUCAUCUUGAGAUUACAACCAAGGUCAAUCCCCAAUUCUAUGCGUUUAGGUGGAUUACACUCCUCUUGACUCAGGAAUUCAAUUUUGCUGACUGCCUUUUCAUUUGGGACACUCUUCUAAGUGAUCCAGAAGGUCCACAGGAGACUCUGUUACGGAUAUGCUGUGCAAUGCUAAUUCUUGUUCGGAGGCGCCUUUUAGCGGGUGAUUUCACAUCCAAUCUCAAGUUGCUGCAAAAUUACCCGUCUACAAACAUAAGCCAUUUGCUCUACGUUGCCAAUAAGUUACGCGUACAAGGAAUGUAAUGGUUACAGCGCAUUAUUUUUGCACUUCAGUUUUAAAUCUGCAAUGUAGUGUUUUCAAGUUCAACGAUUGUAAAUCACUCUGUAAAUGUUGGUUCAGAGUAGCAACCGGUGGCUUUUUAUUUUAUUUUAUGAGAUCUUGUUGAAGUGCGCCUUGAUUCACUGCUCUCCUAAGAGAAAGAUUGGCGUUGAGGUCUCGGAUUUAGACUAUGUUCUAUAUUGUGUUCUGUAUCCGUAAAGGUUAUGGAGUUGCUCGCUUAUUAUUAUUAUAUGUUUUUGAGCCUUUA